Molecule: messenger RNA, 2518 nt
Organism: Phacochoerus africanus (Common warthog)
Lineage: Eukaryota; Metazoa; Chordata; Mammalia; Artiodactyla; Suidae
Gene: THNSL1
Product: threonine synthase like 1
Exons: 2
Coding region: 219-2450 (743 amino acids)
Cellular component (GO): cytoplasm
Source: RefSeq, a predicted model, not a curated record
CGCGGAGGCCACAGCGCGCGGGCGGGGCGGGCCUAGCGAGGCCUGGGGGCUGGGCGGUGGGCCAGCCCUGAAGAGGGCCGGCGGUACGGGACUGCGUCCCGAGGAGGCGGCACUAGCGGCCUCUUCCCAUUUCCUUUCCUUUCUCCCGUCUUCUCAGUGUGGUUUUCUUGGGCUAAAGCCAGUUUUUAGGUUGGCUUGGGCAGAACAGUGAAAAGAGAAUGCUCCACUUGAACCGAUGUCAGCAUCUGAAACAAAUAACUCAGAAAUGUUUUCCUAGUAUGCAUGUUAAAAUGGAUAAACAUGCACAGCUAUUUCUUUCAAGACCCUUUGCACUUGCAGAAUUAAGGAAGUCGUGGCGCUCAAUCUCCUCUCUCAUGGGAGACAAAAAUAUUGUCCUGAUGGGACCACCCGGUGCUGGGAAAACAACAGUAGGCAGAAUAAUAGGUCAGAAACUAGGUUGUUGUGUCAUAGAUGUGGAUGAUGAUAUCCUUGAAAAAACCUGGAAUAUGAGUGUAUCUGAAAAAUUACAGGAUGUUGGUAAUGAACAGUUUUUAGAAGAGGAAGGAAAAGCUGUGUUAAACUUGUCUGCAUCUGGAAGUGUGAUUUCCCUUACUGGGUCCAAUCCAAUGCAUGAUGGUAGCAUGUGGCAUCUAAAGAAAAAUGGAAUAAUUGUAUAUCUGGAUGUACCGCUAAUAGAUAUAGUUAGUCGUCUAAAAUUAAUGAAAAUAGAUAGGAUUGUGGGUCAGAAUUCUGGAACAUCUAUGAAAGACCUACUUAAAUUUAGAAGACAGUAUUAUAAGAAGUGGUACGAUACUCGUGUGUUUUGUGAAAGUGGGGCUUCCCCAGAGGAGGUAGCUGACAAAGUGCUGAAUGCAGUUAAGAGAUACCAAGACGUGGACUCAGAAACAUUCAUUUCCACAAGGCACAUUUGGCCUAAAGACUGUGAACAGAAGGUUCCAACAAAAUUCUUUAGUGAUGCUGUGAUUGAGGGGUUAGCUUCUGAUGGUGGACUUUUUGUUCCUGAAAAGGAGUUUCCAAAAUUAAACUGGAGGGAGUGGAAAAGCCUUGUAGGAGCAACUUACAUAGAAAGAGCACAAAUACUCUUGGAAAAAUGCAUACACCCUGCUGACAUACCUCCUGCCAAGUUGGGAGAAAUGAUUGAAACUGCUUAUGGGGAAAACUUUGCCUGCUCAAAAAUUGCCCCUGUCAGGCACCUGUCAGGCAACCAGUUCAUCCUGGAGUUGUUUCAUGGACCAACAGGAUCAUUUAAAGAUCUGUCUUUACAGCUUAUGCCUCAUAUUUUUGCACAUUGCAUUCCACCAAGUUGCAAUUACAUGAUACUUGUGGCCACCUCAGGAGACACAGGGAGUGCAGUCUUAAAUGGCUUUAGUCGUCUUAAUAACAAUGAUAAGCAAAGAAUAGCUGUGGCCACAUUUUUUCCUGAGAAUGGAGUAAGUGAAUUUCAGAAAGCACAAAUGAUUGGCAAUCAGCAAGAAAAUGGAUGGGCUGUAGGUGUCAAGUCAGAUUUUGAUUUUUGCCAGACAUCUAUAAAGAGAAUCUUUAAAGAUUCCGAAUUUACUGGCUUUCUUACUGUGGAAUAUGGAACUGUCUUAAGUUCAGCUAAUUCCAUAAACUGGGGCCGACUGCUUCCCCAAGUAGUUUAUCAUGCUUCUGCAUACCUUGAUCUCGUUAGCCAAGGAUUUAUUUCUUUUGGAAGCCCAGUUGAUGUCUGUAUUCCCACAGGAAACUUUGGUAACAUUUUAGCAGCGGUGUAUGCCAAAAUGAUGGGAAUCCCUAUUCGAAAAUUUAUUUGUGCUUCUAAUCAGAACCAUGUUUUGACUGAUUUUAUAAAAACAGGACAUUAUGAUCUAAGAGAAAGAAAAUUAGCACAAACCUUUUCACCAGCAAUAGAUAUUCUCAAAUCUUCAAACCUGGAACGCCAUUUACACUUGAUGGCUAAUAAGGAUGGACAAUUAAUGACAAGAUUAUUUAAUCAAUUAGAAGAGCAGCAUCACUUUCAGAUAGAAAAGAUCCUAGUUGAGAAACUUCAGCAGGACUUCGCAGCUGACUGGUGCUCUGAGGGAGAGUGCCUCGCAGCUAUCCACUCUACCUACAAUACUUCGGGGUAUAUUUUGGAUCCACACACUGCUGUUGCAAAAGUAGUUGCAGACAGAAGGCAAGACAAAACUUGCCCAGUUAUUGUCUCAUCGACAGCUCAUUACUCAAAGUUUGCACCUACUAUCAUGCAGGCUUUAAAGAUCAAAGAGAUCAACCAGACUUCAUCAAGUCAGGUUUAUCUGCUGAGUUCCUACAAUGCGUUACCUCCCCCACAUGCAGCUUUAUUAGAGAGGACGAAACAGCCAGAGAAGAUGGAGUACCAGGUCUGUGCCGCCGAUGUGAGUGUCCUGAAGAGUCAUGUGGAAAAACUGGUACAGAAUCAAUUCAUGUAAGUUUUCUUGAGUAAAAAUUUCUUUCUGGUGAUAAGCAUGCAAUAAUAAAUCGCAAAAGUUGAUGUGGA